Messenger RNA from Puccinia graminis f. sp. tritici CRL 75-36-700-3, 487 nucleotides. RefSeq lists its product as uncharacterized. NCBI's taxonomy places the organism in Eukaryota, Fungi, Basidiomycota, Pucciniomycetes, Pucciniales, Pucciniaceae. The coding region runs from base 137 to 487 and encodes 116 amino acids. The record is from RefSeq and is a predicted model, not a curated record. The transcript is spliced from 3 exons.
GCUUUUCGAAGUAUCAAUCCUCAUUUGUGGACUUCCAUUGGAGCAGGGAGUCUCCUCCCCGUUUAAUGAUUCUCGAAAUGUGCGUCACUCACGUAGAUCGCUCAAACAAAAGUGCAGCAAAACAUUUCUGGACGGUAUGAGACGGUUGAAUCCGUUUGGUUCGAGUUCGGCUAGACCUAACGAUGAACAAGGUGCAUGUUCAAUUUGUCUUGGAGAAUAUCAAGUUGGAGAUAAGAAGAUGAGCUGGCCAGAUUGUUCCCACAUCUUUCAUCAAGAUUGUGCGGAAGAAUGGCGCAAAGUCCAAGCUACUUGUCCCCUCUGCCGAGGAAAAGAUAAAAACUUGAGCCAGGAGUUGGCUGGUCGUAGACUCGAAAAACAAAGGAAUGCUUUUUUCGAACAUUUAAGGCGUCGAUUGUUGGAGAUCGGAAAUCCAAGGAAUGAAUGGGAAGAGAGGGAAGUAGAUCGUUUGAGACAUUUACUUGAAUGA